CAUUUCCGAUUGGAUAAUAUAUUAUUGACGAUUUUUCGUUCACCAUCACAUGUUUUAAUUUUAUUUUUUUCUCCGAAGCUCUUCAUUAAAAUGAAAUAAACUUGGAGUGCCGAUGUGCGAACUUAAAAAUAGAAGAAAUUAACCACAGAAGAAUCCACAAUGGAGGAAGGCGCGACUUUCAAGAAAAAAACUGUGCAGAGUAUCCUACAAAUGAAUUUUAAGGAUGACAAAACAAAAGUACACCCUGAUGCAGUUUUUCUUUUCACAGAGGUUCUUAGAGUUUUUGUUGCUGAGGGAGCAUCAAGAGCAGCUAAUCAAGCCAAAAUAGAUGGGUCAGAGGAAGUUGGUAUUGACCACUUCGAAAAAGUCUUACCACAGCUACUGUUGGAUAUGUGACAACAGAAUGAAAAGCUUCAUCAGGACAUUUACUGAUCAUUCGUCAUUGUAGUUGUUCAGUGCUUGUGGAACUGACUACUUCAUGUGACAAUGAUGUGCCUUAACAGCACUGUGACUGCUCCAUUUAUCCAAAUAUGAACAAUUGUGGUUAUUAUUUGAACAUGAUUUUGUUUGUAGAAAAAUAUUUUCAGGAGUUUUGCUAAAUUUUAUUUCAUAAUAACCAACUUUGGGAUAUUCUUAGACAAAACUGAACAGCUGACUGAUAUAAAUUCAGGGAUCAACACUACUCCUUGCCUGAUACCUGACAACAGAAAUAUCAUAGGGCCAGUUAACACUGAUAUGUGUCAUAUUAUGCUGAUUGUUUGGUUUGUUUUGCAUUUUUGGGGGAGGUUUCCAUGGUUAAAUACAUUUACGGACCUCUUCAAGAGGUUGUUUUUUUCUCAGACAUUUCAAGAUAUCUUUUUUAAAUCCCCUACUUGCAACUUGUGGACUAUUCAUUAUGGGACUCUGUCUUAGAUAAAAUCUAAGUGUUCACGUAGGCAAGUUAAAAAAAAUGAAAAAAAUUGUAAAUAUGAGGGGGAAAGUAACUGAAAAUUAUUGAAUUGCAUUUCAUCCUGAAGAAAGUGCCGGUACUAACAAACAAGAUGGGAUGCAGGUGAGAGUCAACCAGGUAUUGGUUUUAGUGUAUCAACCCUUGUAAUUAGAAAAAAUGUCUACAGUGAAAAACAUGCUUUGGAAAUAAUAUUGAAUAUACAUGUAGUCCACAGCAAAAACAGUGCCACACAGAAUUAAAAACUUCACAGCUUUGCCGAGUGCCAUGGGUAUAAUGACCUAGUGUCCGUGGGUAUAAUGACCUAGUGUCCGUGGGUAUAAUGACCUAGUGUCCGUGGGUAUAAUGACCUAGUGUCCGUGGGUAUAAUGACCUAGUGUCCAUGGGUAUAAUGACCUAGUGUUCUUUGUUUUGUAGUGACAAGAUGUGAUGUAAUCUCACGUCAUGACAAGUUAUGAAGCAAUUCAGUUGAAUUGUCAUGCUGUCAGAUUUCUUACAUCACAUACUUUGGAGGCUUCCAUCUCUCUUAAAGGGACAGAUCCUAGUUUUUAAACACUAAGGCAUAUUUUCACCUAGACCCUAGUUUCAACCCGUGGAAAUGGACACUAAGUUUGGUUAAUUUAAUUUACAAGCCUGUAACAAAUUUGGAUACAACAGAGUGAAACAAAGAGUCUGUGAUGCUGAAAUACCCUUAAAAAUAGAAUAAAACGCGACUCCAUAACCGUUAAUUCUCAGAAGCAUGUGCAUUUUUUAACAUAUGAAAAAUGCAUUUUGUGGUAUUAAAAACACCAGGAUGAACGGAAAUGUACGGAAAAUCUAACGAAAAAAUAUAAGUAAUGUUUGAUUUCAGUGAUCAUAAUAGUGAGAAAUAUGCCUUGGUGUUUAAAAGUAGGGUCUGUACCUUUAAAAAGUAUUCCAUAUUUUAUAAAAUGGCAGACGGUGAAAACUUUGCAUGCUUUUUAUCUAAGGAGAUCUCUGCGAUUUGUCUGAACAAAAUGUGGAGAAGAUCUUAACAGUAUUUAAAGGUAUGAUAUUAACUUAUUGUAGUUCUGACUUUACUGUUACAUGUAUUAUUAUUUUACAGGCUUAUAAUUGGAGACCAUUGUGCUUAUCAAAGAGAAUUGUUACAUGUAAUAAAAAAUAGUAAUAAUAA
Molecule: messenger RNA, 2099 nt
Organism: Gigantopelta aegis
Lineage: Eukaryota; Metazoa; Mollusca; Gastropoda; Neomphalida; Peltospiridae
Product: centromere protein X-like
Exons: 6
Coding region: 160-396 (78 amino acids)
Biological process (GO): resolution of meiotic recombination intermediates; kinetochore assembly; DNA repair
Cellular component (GO): Fanconi anaemia nuclear complex; FANCM-MHF complex
Molecular function (GO): protein heterodimerization activity
Source: RefSeq, a predicted model, not a curated record